AUGAGUGGAAAGGAAGAUAAAAAUGGAAAACUUGUUAAAAGCGAAGAAACUGAGCUUCAAAAUCUUAACUGUGAUAAAAACGCAAAAAUUGUUCAGAAAGACCAAUGGAGCAGCGAUAUUGAAUUUCUUUUGUCAUGCAUCACGUUAUCAGUAGGAUUGGGUAAUGUUUGGAGAUUUCCAUUCACAGCACUCGAGAAUGGCGGUGGAACUUUUGUCAUUCCAUAUACAUUAAUUGUCUUGCUGGUCGGUCGUCCACUCUACUAUAUGGAACUUCUUCUGGGACAAUUUUCAUCCAAAGGAUGCAUUAAAGUGUGGGAUAUGUCACCAGCUGUCAGAGGUGUGGGUGUUGGUCAAUGUAUUUGCACUAUCGUUGUGCUUUCUGUAUAUGCUUCAGUCAUGGCAUUGACAAUUCGUUUUUUUCUUGCUUCAUUUAAUGAUCCAUUACCAUGGACAACGACACUCGAUGGAGCAAUUGAUGGAAUAAUUUAUUUUAUUGUCCCGGAUUGGGAGAAAAUGUUUGAAGCUAAGCUUUGGUAUGCUGCUGUCACUCAAGUUUUCUAUGCCCUUGGAGUUUGUUUUGGAUCAAUCAUAAUGUAUUCUUCUUACAAUCGAUUUGAUCAUAAUGUCUACAGAGAUUUUAACAUAAUCACAACAAUGGAUUACAUGACUUCGUUACUGGCUGGUUUUAUAAUUUUUGGAAUUCUUGGUCAUUUGUCUCAUGUCAUGAAUGUGGACAUCAGAGAUGUGACCAAAAGUUAUAUGGGGCUUGCUUUCAUUGCUUAUCCUGAAGCAAUAGCGAAGUUUGAUUUUAUUCCGCAAUUCUUUUCGAUCGUUUUCUUUCUCAUGUUGUUCUUUUUUUGCGUUGGGAGUAACAUGGGAAUGGCUUCAUGCAUUAUGACUGUCAUCAGAGACCGCUAUCCAAAAGUUAAAUGCUGGAAAAUUGUUAUCGGAAUUGUUUGUUUUGGUGUGUCGACUGGUUGCUUUUAUACUUCUCCAGGAGGUCAAUUUCUAGUGAACCUUUUUGAUUUUUAUGGUGCAUCGUUUGUAGCACUUGUUCUAGCAACAAUAGAGUUGAUUACGGUCAGUUGGAUUUAUGGUGUCGACCGAUUCUGCAAAGAUAUUGAAUUUAUGUUGCGACGUCAAACUGGAAUCUAUUGGCGAUUGUGUUGGAAGUUUGUUACUCCCACUAUUAUGAUAGGAAUUUUUUGUUAUUUUAUAUUCACAUGGGAGCUUUUAACUUAUCAAGACCGUGAAUAUUCAUUUAACAUGCAUGCUCUGGGUUGGUGUGUGUCACUAAUUGCAUUACUUCAGCUUCCUAUUUGGGCAGUUUACGCUAUGAUGAAGCAACCAAAGAGAAAAGGAAUAAAUAGAUUCCUCAAAGCUUUCCAACCAAACGAUAAUUGGGGGACAGUUAGUAGUGACAACAGAAAAGCCUACGAAUGUUCUAUGUAUGAAGCUUAAUUAAUGUUCACAAGUUGUGAAAAAUCAUUGAGAAAAUAUGAAGAAG
Clunio marinus is the source of this 1507-nucleotide messenger RNA. The record is from the annotation of a GenBank genome assembly. NCBI's taxonomy places the organism in Eukaryota, Metazoa, Arthropoda, Insecta, Diptera, Chironomidae.